Ruditapes philippinarum (Manila clam) is the source of this 1680-nucleotide messenger RNA. RefSeq lists its product as uncharacterized. NCBI's taxonomy places the organism in Eukaryota, Metazoa, Mollusca, Bivalvia, Venerida, Veneridae. The coding region runs from base 1 to 1680 and encodes 559 amino acids. The transcript has 2 exons. The record is from RefSeq and is a predicted model, not a curated record.
AUGUUAGGUUUCUUUAACCACACUAAGUUAAAUAUACAACAAAGUUACAUACCGCGGGAAGAAGGCUAUCACCCUUUAAUACCACAACGGGAAGAAGGCUAUCACCCUUUUAUACCACAGCAGGAAGUAGGCUAUCGCCCUUUAAUACCACAGCAGGAAGUAGGCUAUCGCCCUUUAAUACCAAAGCAGGAAGUAGGCUAUCGCCCUUUUAUACCACAACGGGAAGUAGGCUAUCGCCCUUUAAUACCACAACGGGAAGUAGGCUAUCGCCCUUUAAUACCACAGCAGGAAGUAGGCUAUCGCCCUUUAAUACCAAAGCAGGAGAUAGGCUAUCGCCCUUUAAUACCAAAGCAGGAAGUAGGCUAUCGACCUUUAAUACCACAGCAGGAAGUAGGCUAUCGCCCUUUAAUACCAAAGCAGGAAGUAGGCUAUCGCCCUUUAAUACCAAAGCAGGAAGUAGGCUAUCGCCCUUUAAUACCAAAGCAGGAAGUAGGCUAUCGCCCUUUAAUACCACAACGGGAAGUAGGCUAUCGCCCUUUAAUACCACAACGGGAAGUAGGCUAUCACCCUUUGAUACCACAGCAGGAAGUAGGCUAUCGCCCUUUAAUACCACAACGGGAAGUAGGCUAUCGCCCUUUAAUACCACAACGGGAAGAAGGCUAUCGCCCUUUAAUACCACAGCAGGAAGUAGGCUAUCACCCUUUAAUACCAAAGCAGGAAGUAGGCUAUCGCCCUUUAAUACCACAGCAGGAAGUAGGCUAUCGCCCUUUAAUACCACAACGGGAAGUAGGCUAUCGCCCUUUAAUACCACAACGGGAAGUAGGCUAUCGCCCUUUAAUACCACAACGGGAAGUAGGCUAUCGCCCUUUAAUACCACAGCAGGAAGUAGGCUAUCGCCCUUUAAUACCACAAAGGGAAGUAGGCUAUCGCCCUCUAAUACCAAAGCAGGAAGUAGGCUAUCGCCCUUUAAUACCACAACGGGAAGUAGGCUAUCACCCUUUGAUACCAAAGCAGGAAGUAGGCUAUCGCCCUUUAAUACCACAGCAGGAAGUAGGCUAUCGCCCUUUAAUACCACAGCAGGAACUAGGCUAUCGCCCUUUAAUACCAAAGCAGGAAGUAGGCUAUCGCCCUUUAAUACCACAGCAGGAACUAGGCUAUCGCCCUUUAAUACCACAACGGGAAGUAGGCUAUCACCCUUUGAUACCAAAGCAGGAAGUAGGCUAUCGCCCUUUAAUACCACAGCAGGAAGUAGGCUAUCGCCCUUUAAUACAUCAACGGGAAGAAGGCUAUCGCCCUUUAAUACCAAAGCAGGAAGUAGGCUAUCACCCUUUGAUACCAAAGCAGGAAGUAGGCUAUCGCCCUUUAAUACCACAGCAGGAAGUAGGCUAUCGCCCUUUAAUACCACAGCAGGAACUAGGCUAUCGCCCUUUAAUACCAAAGCAGGAAGUAGGCUAUCGCCCUUUAAUACCACAGCAGGAACUAGGCUAUCGCCCUUUAAUACCACAACGGGAAGUAGGCUAUCACCCUAUGAUACCAAAGCAGGAAGUAGGCUAUCGCCCUUUAAUACCACUGCGGACUAUAGGACAUCGCCCCUUUAAUACCACAGCGGACUGUAGACUAUCACCCUUUAAUACCACAGCGGACUGUAGGCUAUCACCCUUUAACACCUCAACGGACUGA